Messenger RNA from Caenorhabditis elegans, 532 nucleotides. RefSeq lists its product as uncharacterized. NCBI's taxonomy places the organism in Eukaryota, Metazoa, Nematoda, Chromadorea, Rhabditida, Rhabditidae. The record is from RefSeq and is marked reviewed. The transcript is spliced from 4 exons. Bases 58 to 474 code for a protein of 138 amino acids.
UUUCUCGACAUUAUUUAAAUAUUUAUAGAAUAACUGAAUGUCUCUAAAUUCCAAACAAUGAUUAAUUCUGGAAUAGAGAUUUUACAAAAGACUCUGCAAUUGCUCUGCCUCGUGACUAUUGGAAAUAUUUUUAUCUUUUGUGCAAGAAAGAAAAGCUCCAGUACGACGCCGGGUUCUCAAGAAGUAGCGAAAACGCCAAAAUUGGAUAUCAACAAAACUUCUGGUGCAAAAGAAAGUGAACAAGAGAUCAAUCCAGUUGCACUGAUUCAGGUUAAAAAUGCUAAAAAAAAGACUGCUGACAGACAAGGAAAGUCAAUUGAAAAGCAUUUAAAGAGCAAAGAUGGUCCUACAACCAAAAUAACUUCAUCCGGGACCCCAUGCUCGUCUUCAAGUCCUGCGGGAAACUCUGAAACUCCACUAUGUUCCAAAGAGUCGACAAUUGGAUCAUCUAACUAUUUGAAAUUGGACGGAUAAUUGGAUCUGAAGCGAACCUAAUUUUCUGAAAGUUGCUUUAAAUAAACCUUGAUGUAUU